Messenger RNA from Paramecium octaurelia, 2892 nucleotides. Lineage: Eukaryota; Ciliophora; Oligohymenophorea; Peniculida; Parameciidae. The record is from the annotation of a GenBank genome assembly.
AUGAAUCUUUUGAAGUUUCUUUAUGGAGAAUCGUCGAAGUAAGAAGCGAAUUAGAAGAUAUAGAAACACUUAUUUUACUCAAAUGAUGAUGAAUAUCAAGGCGAGGUUAUGAACGAUAAACGUCAUGGGAAAGGAACUUACAAGUUUGCAUCAGGGAAUCGUUACGAAGGGUAGUGGAAGAAUCAUCAGAAGCAUGGGAAAGGUAAGCUGUACUAUAAGAAUGGGGAACUGUACAUAGGGGAUUGGGUUGAGAAUAAGAAGUGUGGAGAAGGAAUGCAUUUUUAUAUAAAUGGGGAUAGAUAUGUUGGAGAAUGGAAAGAUGAUUAGAGGGAUGGUACAGGAACUUUAUAUUAGGCUGAUUAAAAUAUAUUCCAUGGUAUUAGAAGAUAGAUUAUGCAGGAUAGUUUAGAAUGAAUAAAAAGUGUGGAACUGGCUAUUACUUUAAUACUCGAGAGAAGAAAUAUUACAAAUAGCAUUAUGAAUUUGACAUCAUUGUCGAUAGUGUGUAGAUUGAAGAUGUUCCAUCAUAUGUGCUUGAAAAAUUCCAUAUAAAACCUGAAAGAAACCAUAUUGAGAGUGAGAAGAGUGAAGAUUGCACCAUUAAAAUAGAAGCUAGUCCUACAGUAUAGAAUGAUAGCGAUAAGCAAAAAGAUCUGCAACCAAGUGGUUAAAGUGGUUAAGGGGAAUCAGAUCCUUAAUUAAAAGACGAAGGUAAAUCUUAACUAAACUCUCUUGGCAAUUCAUAACAACAUGGAUUUUUGAGUUUAUAAGUAUUGGAGAAGUUGGAAGAGUUUGAGAGUUAAAAACAUAGUAAAAUUAUUGAAAUAUAUUAAAAAUAUAGUGUAAGACUGGUAAUUAGAAGAAGUUUGCAUUUGGUUAGAUACAUUAUAAUUAGGUGAAUAUAAAGAUGAAUUUAUUAAGAACUAAAUGACAGGCAAGACUCUCUAUGCCUUAACCGAUAAUGAUUUAAAGUAAGAUUUAGGAAUAUCAGUUUUGGGACAUCGAAAGAAGAUUUUGCAGUCAAUAGAGGAAUACAAGAAAUACUAUGUGAAAUUUAUGGGAGGAAGAGUAAGGAUGAAGAAGGGGUUGGAAUCUUUGGAAGAAAGAAAAGGACUAUACAAUUCUAUAGAGCAUUAGAGAUUUAAAAGCAUCUUUUCAUAUAUGGAGAAGAUAGAAGAGGAGUAAAAUGAACACCAUGACAACAACAAAAGUGAAUCAAGUAGUGAUUCCCCAAGUGCAAACAAGAGAAAGAGAAAUGGCAAAGAUGUUAUUCCUAAGUCUCCCAAUAGAUCAAUAUCAAAUGAUUCAGAUUAAGGAAAUUUGAGUGAUAAUAAUAUGUCGUUGAAAUUGAAAAAACAAAAAAGUAAAAGGAGUAGAAAGCAUUAGAGAAAAUAAACUACAGAUUAGUAGAAAUCCGGAGAAUCUGCAGAUGAUGAAGAUGGUAAAUAACAUCUGAGCUCACCUAUUUGUAUUUGAUAUUUUUAAUAUAUUUAGAGUCUCCAAAUAAAGCUAGUAAUAAUGUAAGUGAUUAAAAGAUUGAGAUUCUAGUGUUGAAUGAGUGUCAAAAUAUUGGAGAAGAGAACAAGGAGAAGGAUAUUUAUGGAGUGAAUGAAUUAUCUAGAUAAUCAACCAAUAAAUAACAUGAUAUCUCAGAAUUCACAUCAUCCAAAAGUCCUCCUCAGAUAAUCAAUAAUAACGAUGAAAACAUUACUUAAUUGGAUAGAUUAUAAUCCAUUAAUUUAUAGUUGUAAAGACAGAAAUCAGAAGCAAUCGGUAGUAAAUUCUAGGAAUAAGAUUCAUCCAGCUAAGAAUCUGAUGUAUCUGGGAAUGAUUCAAGUUCAGAAUCAUCGGAUGAUGAGAGAUAUAAAAAUCAAAAGAGAUCCAGAAAAUUAAAAGAAAUUAAUAAGAAAGAAAAAGAGAAGGACGAUAGAUAAUAACAUCAUUUACCUAAAAAGCUACUUGUAAUGUUAAAAGAAUUUGGAAUCAAUGAAAGAGUCUUAAUAGUAUUUCACGAAUUGAUUAUUGGAUAAAUAAUCGGUGAAGGUGGUUAUGGUGUUGUACAUAAAGGUAAGUGGCUUGGUUAAGAUGUGGCUAUCAAAUCUUAUGGAAAAAGAAAAUCUCAAGGAAAUUUGAAAUACAAAUUAUAAAUGGCUGAUUUUUUGAAGGAAGUAGAAGUGAUUUCAAAUCUACGUCAUCCAAACAUAGUCUUGUAUAUGGGAGUAUGCAUAAGAAAAUAGAAUUAUUAUUUGAUUACUGAAUAUCUGGAAGAGGGCAGUCUUUUUGAUCAUCUACAUAAAAAGAAGACACACAUAGAUUAAAAAGCUUUAAUGUAAAUAGUAGAAGACAUUGCCUUGGGAAUGAAUUAUCUACACGGCAGAAAAGUUAUGCAUUGUGAUCUCAAAUCAUCUAAUGUCCUUAUUGAUUAAAAUUGGAAUGUUAAGUUAUGUGAUUUUGGCUUGUCCAGAAUCAAUAAGAAGAUAGAUCAUAAAGUAAACAAAGGAGCUAGAAUAGGGACUCCUAAUUGGAUGGCUCCAGAAAUCAUGCGAGGAGAACCAUAUCAAGAAAAAGCAGAUGUCUAUAGUUUUGGAAUGAUUCUAUGGGAGAUUAUUACUUAAUAAAUACCUUAUGAAGGUUUAUCAUAAACUUAAAUUAUUGGUACCGUUGGAUAUGGACAAGAUUAAGUUAUUAUUCCUUCAAAUAGCAAUCCUUCAAUUUUACUUUAACUGGCCAAAAAGUGUUUGAAAAAGAAUCCUCAUGAAAGGCCUACUUUUACUGACAUUGUUAAUGAAAUUCAAAUGGGAUAAAAAACUGAUGCUAAACUUAAAAGUAACUUUCUAUUUUUAUUUAAUUAUAGAACAAGCUAUAAGAUAGCUUAUAGACUUUUUUGAAUGA